GCUACAUACACUUCAUGCAUUUAUGUGUGUUAGUAUUGAAUGGGCAAGGCUGCUCUGCAUAAAAUUUCUUUUUUCACAAGAAUGGUCAAGCUGGGUCGGCCAGUGCAAUUUAUUUCUUCUGGAAUCCAUUAAAUUGUUUUGCUACUAGAAACUGGGUUAUACAACAUAUCAUACUUGAAAAGGUUUGCACUCUGUUCAACAAAUUGUCCUUCCCUUCUCAACAAAUUCUCCUUCCCUUUUCAACACAAAACCAGUAUAACUGUCACUAGCACUAAUAUUUCCAGCUUGCGCGAUGUAGUAAUACAGGUUUCCAUAAUCAUCCGUGUCAGACUCUAAGCUGCAUGAGUUAGUCAAAAAGAGCGCUACAGUAUAUCCUCUACUCAUUCUAUUUCAGUGCACACGAAAAGGGAAUCUAGGAGAAAUGCAAAUCUCACAGUGGAAAGUUUUUUGAAUGCUUCAUAUCCCCUUUCACCUGGGAACGGCUUGUUACUCACUGGAAGUAAUAUAAUAGUCGACGGAGAAGAAGCUGGCGAACCCCAUGCGGGACAUCAAGAGGCAGAAGCUCGUCCACAACAGCGCCUCCGAGGCAGUGGACAAAACCGCCGCGGGCGUCCCGGAAUUAAACUCAGAAACUUGGUCUGCAGUAUUUCUGCGUCUUGAUGCCUCGGAUGUGUACAAGUGUCAGUUUUUAUCACCUGUGUGGCGACGUAUCAUCCGGACGCCAGAUUUUGUUGCUAGCUACAGGGACAUGGCCCUCCAAUCGCCCAAUCAAAUGUUUCUUUUUCGGAGCUAUGCGGAUCCAUCUUUAGAUGUCAAUGGCUCUUUGGCCUGCUUCACUGAUAUUUAUGGUCUUAAUGAGACUCCCCAUGGUCAUUGCAUCCUUCGUUCGAGUGAGAUAUUUCUUGCCGAUGGAGCUGACAAUUCUCAUGAAUAUGAUGAUGACAGUACUGAAAUGGAACUGAGUCGUGCUAACCAGGCUUAUUAUAUUCAUGACUCCUGUGAAGGAAUGCUGCUGAUAUCGAUGGGCACCAGAUUGGUGGUCUAUAAUCCGUUUAUCCGUCGGUGGGGGCGUCUCCCGGAGCUUGGGGAUAUCAAGUUGGCAGAGGGUAAAACAAUAUGUGCCUUCUUUGCCACUGGAGAAGCCAACAACAGGGAGUUUAAGAUUCUUUAUCGAUCUACAACUGCCUUCAACAUCUAUUCGCUGAACAGCAAGGCACACAAAGUAGUCCCCCACAUUGAUGAAAUUGGUUCAGGCACUACACCGCUAUCAACUUGUUUGGCAGAUCGUCUCAGCUAUGGUUUUUCUAUGGCAGCUGUCAAGUUUGAGCACUGGUUGUGCUGGUGGGGCCAUCAUACUCACAGCGUAUUGUUUUUUGAUACCAAGACAGAGAAGUUUCAACUUAUUGAUAUUCCAGAGGUUGAUGAAGGACUAACAAUGUUUCAGCUUCUAACUAUGAAAGGGAAGCUUGCUGCUGCUGUGUACAGUUGGAAUCCUGACAACAUUUUUCUUCCAAUUGAACAAUGUCUAAUUGGUUGGCCAAGCUCAACUAUUGAUGUGUGGGUACUUGACGAUAUGGCGACUAGUUUAUGGAGGAAGCAUCUCAGUCUAGAACCACCUAGAACAACUCUUCUAAGGGCCAACAACUAUAUGGGUAACCUCGAAUAUGAUGUCCUUUUAGUCAAUGAUGCUGAAACUGUAUUGCUGCCCUGCAUUGAAGAUCUAUUAGUAUGUGGGCUAGACUGGUCUAUUAGAAAGAAAAUUAGAAAAGACAAUCAUCAUGUGAUUCCACUUUGCAUAUCUAUUGAGCAAGGAUUUGAGACACACUCUUGGCUUGAUCAAACAGAGGUGCCUUUUGUCUUCAGCCAAUCUGAUACUGAUCAAGAUGCAAUUGGAGACUCUUCUGAAGAGAGUUCUGGAGAUGAUGCUGAUGGAGACGGCGAUGGAGAUGAUGAUGACAGUGAUGACGCUGGAGAUGAUGAGAGUCACGAUGACAGUGAUGAGGCUGAUGAUGAUGAUGGUGAUGACGCUGGAGAUGAUGAGAGUCACGAUGACAGUGAUGAGGCUGAUGAGUCUGAUUCACCUCCCUCUAAGAGGAGGAAAUGAUGUACUGUGAGGGAAACUAUCCUUGUUACAAUGGUGUCAACUUGUUAGAGGAAACAAUCCUUGUUAGAGUGUUGUUGACUUGUUAUCCAGCAGUACUAUCCUGGUAAUGAUUGAUUAUCUGCUAUCUAGAUCAUUACCAGGAUAGCCUUGUGUGGGACAAGCCUUGUUAGAAUGAUGUCAACUUGUAGGAAACAAUCCUUUUUAGAAUGUUGUAGACUUGUUAUCCAGUACUAUCCUGGUAAUGAUUAUCUGCUAUCUA
Molecule: messenger RNA, 2363 nt
Organism: Lolium perenne
Lineage: Eukaryota; Viridiplantae; Streptophyta; Magnoliopsida; Poales; Poaceae
Source: RefSeq, a predicted model, not a curated record